CAGCCGCCCGCCCCUGCCGAGCUCCGUCCUCCUCCGCUCCGGUGGCUCCGCCCGCGCGGCCCAAUUUCCAGGCGACUGUCUCCGGGAGACUGCGCGGUCCCCUCUGGUGAGAGGCCCCGCCUGUGCCGGGGCGGGCCUGCCUGGGGCCGGAGGAGCAACGCGGUAGCCCCGGGGCGAGAACAGGACGUGGGGCCGCACUGCCUGCAGGCUCCUCGUCCCCGCGUAACUCCAGGUGGGCCUGACGUGCUCUGGGUCCCAGCGCAGUGGGUAGGGGCCCCGGGUCGCUGCGAUGGACUCUCUGGCAGCACCCCAGGACCGCCUGGUGGAGCAGCUGCUGUCGCCUCGGACCCAGGCCCAGAGGCGGCUCAAGGACAUCGACAAGCAGUACGUGGGUUUCGCCACACUGCCCAACCAGGUGCACCGAAAGUCCGUGAAGAAGGGCUUUGACUUCACACUCAUGGUGGCGGGGGAGUCGGGCCUGGGGAAGUCCACGCUGGUCCACAGCCUCUUCCUGACCGACUUGUACAAAGAGCGGAAGUUGCUCAGCGCCGAGGAACGCAUCAGCCAGACGGUCGAGAUCCUGAAGCACACGGUGGACAUUGAAGAGAAGGGUGUCAAGCUGAAGCUCACUAUCGUGGACACGCCUGGCUUUGGGGACGCCGUCAACAACUCUGAGUGUUGGAAGCCCAUCACCGACUACGUGGACCAACAGUUUGAGCAGUAUUUCCGGGACGAGAGCGGCCUCAACCGCAAGAACAUCCAGGACAACCGUGUGCACUGCUGCCUGUACUUCAUCUCCCCUUUUGGGCACGGGUUGCGGCCAGUGGAUGUGGGCUUCAUGAAGGCACUGCACGAGAAGGUGAACAUCGUGCCCCUCAUCGCCAAAGCCGAUUGUCUGGUCCCUGGUGAGAUCCGGAAGCUCAAGGAGCGGAUCCGGGAGGAGAUCGACAAGUUUGGGAUCCAUGUGUACCAGUUUCCUGAGUGUGACUCAGACGAGGACGAGGACUUCAAGCAGCAGGAUCGAGAACUCAAGGAGAGCGCACCCUUCGCUGUUAUCGGCAGCAACACGGUGGUGGAGGCCAAGGGGCAGCGGGUCCGGGGGCGACUGUACCCCUGGGGGAUCGUGGAGGUGGAGAACCAGGCACACUGCGACUUUGUGAAACUUCGCAACAUGCUUAUCCGCACACACAUGCACGACCUCAAGGACGUGACGUGCGACGUGCACUACGAGAACUACCGGGCCCACUGUAUCCAGCAGAUGACCAGCAAGCUGACCCAGGACAGCCGCAUGGAGAGCCCCAUCCCCAUCCUGCCACUGCCCACCCCAGAUGCCGAGACGGAGAAGCUCAUCAGGAUGAAGGAUGAGGAGCUCAGGCGCAUGCAGGAGAUGCUGCAGAAAAUGAAGCAGCAAAUGCAGGACCAGUGACCCUGCUGCAGCCCCACGUUGUCAUGGAUAUACUGCCCACUUCCAGGCUGGCCCUUCCCACCCCUGGACCCCGACUGGCCUGGACUCGACCCCGGAUUCAUCUGAAUCUCCAACAGGCCUGGACACAACCCCAACCCCAGAGUGGCCCAGACCUGGACUUUUCCCUACUGUUCCCUACCUGACCCAGAGACGCGGGGUUGCAGCCCCCAGCCAACCCUAAUUUAUUCUCAGCAUUAGCUCCUCCCCUCAUUUGUAUCUGAUUCUAUGGGGCCUGGACAAUGCUCCCCUGCCCCCAGCCCUCUCUGGCCUUGGGGGAGCAGGGGCUAAGUUGGAUGGUGACUUUUGAGGUCACAGCACUCCGCCUCCAGGCCCUACUCCGAAGGGCUGGUAAAUCAAGGCAAACUAGGGGAGCCGAUCCCAGGAUCCUGGCCUUUCCUCCUGACCUGGUGCAGCAGAGUGAACUUGGGAACACUCACUCUGUGCCCAGGUGGCCAGGGCCUUCUUACCUCCUGACCAACUCAACAGGCAGCUCAGCAGGCAGGUUGGGCAGCUGAAGCAAAUAGGAUCUUUCUAGACCUAAGGAGGCCAGUCGGCUGCUGGGGAGGAAAGUGGGGGCUGGGAUGCCCGUCAACACCUGUGACCAUCCCCCAGGGCCAUGGCCCUACCAGGCUCUAGGAGCAGUGGGGGUGGGCAGCCUGGCACCCCCAUCCUGCACCACCCUCUCUGCCCCUGGGGGCUGGAGGGCUCUUCUCGCCAGCGCUCUUGCCCUGGGUUCCUGAGUCCUUGGUACCCCCCCUCCUUCUACCCGCAUGAUCCCUGCCUCCGAACCCCCUUCUCGGUUUGUUCAUUUGUGAAUGCUGCGUCCUGUCCUGGUGACAGGAGAACAAUGUUGGUGAACUCGCA
Molecule: messenger RNA, 2329 nt
Organism: Phacochoerus africanus (Common warthog)
Lineage: Eukaryota; Metazoa; Chordata; Mammalia; Artiodactyla; Suidae
Gene: SEPTIN5
Product: septin 5
Exons: 11
Coding region: 290-1426 (378 amino acids)
Biological process (GO): cytoskeleton-dependent cytokinesis; regulation of exocytosis
Cellular component (GO): septin complex; synaptic vesicle; septin ring
Molecular function (GO): GTP binding; GTPase activity; molecular adaptor activity
Source: RefSeq, a predicted model, not a curated record